This is a messenger RNA of Leptopilina boulardi, 622 nucleotides long. RefSeq lists its product as uncharacterized. The record is from RefSeq and is a predicted model, not a curated record. The coding region runs from base 153 to 452 and encodes 99 amino acids. The transcript has 2 exons. NCBI's taxonomy places the organism in Eukaryota, Metazoa, Arthropoda, Insecta, Hymenoptera, Figitidae.
UCUUCUCUCCAUUGGUAGCACUGGAAUUUAGUACGAUUUUUAACCGCUAGAGAAGAAAGUCAAGAAAAAUAUUAUUUUAUUUCUGAUAAAGGCGAAUUUUAGGAAACAAUAAAGAAUUUAAUAAUUUAUCAAUCUAAUAUCAUCAGAAAAAAAUGUCUCUAACUCCAUGGAUUGAUGGACCAUUUGAUGGAUUAUGGGGUGCACUUAAUGUUAGUCAAGAUAAUGAACGUUGUAUGCAAUUUGAAAUAAAUGCCGCUAAUUGUUUAGAGGCUUAUGGCAAGCAUCAUGUUCGUGGAAAAUGCGCUGAUUUUAUACUUGAUUUGCGUGAAUGCACCUUUCGAAAUAAGCAAAAUAUGCGAGUUUUUCUAAUGAAACAAGAACGAAUGAGACAAUAUAGAGCUGGUGAAAGAAAAACUCAAUUUCAACCUGGACCCGAAGAAGAUGCUUAUUAAGAAAUAGAGAUAUUUUAAAAAAAAAAAAGUCUUUUCAUGUAUAAUAAUAAUAAUAAUAAUAAUAAUAAUAAUAAUAAAACAAUUAGUUUAACACUUAUAGAAAAUGUUAUCUAUAAUUUGUAAAUUCAAUCUUUUUAUUUGGAAAAUAUAAUAAAUUUUCAAAACGAUAA